Vicugna pacos (alpaca) is the source of this 1499-nucleotide messenger RNA. RefSeq names its product alkB homolog 3, alpha-ketoglutarate dependent dioxygenase (gene ALKBH3). Lineage: Eukaryota; Metazoa; Chordata; Mammalia; Artiodactyla; Camelidae. Gene Ontology annotation, cellular component: nucleoplasm; mitochondrion. Gene Ontology annotation, biological process: DNA alkylation repair. The record is from RefSeq and is a predicted model, not a curated record. Gene Ontology annotation, molecular function: dioxygenase activity.
CCGACGACGCGGCCUGUGGUUGGGAGUUGCUGGAGUUGGUACCCGGCUCUCAAGGUUCCCUGGAGCGCGGGCGGCAGCGGAGCAGGCCGGGGACGUCUGGAUUUGCUUCAGAACGGGCGGCUUUGAACCUGCACGCCCGGCUCCGUGGGCAGGUACCAUCGUGUGGUUUGAAUCAGAAAUGAAAUCUUCUGAAAGCUAAAAGCAGAAGCCUUUUUGGUCAACAUGGAGGACAAAAGACAGCGAGCCCGAGUGCAGGGAGCCUGGGCUGGCCGUGCUAAGAGCCAGGCCAUUGCUCAGCCAGCUACCACUGCUGAGAACCAUCUCCAACAGAGACCUGGUCAGACCUGGACGAACAAGGAGCAUCAUCUGCCUGGAAGACACUUUGUGUUCAAAGAACCCCAGGAGGUGGUACGCAGAGCCCCAGAGCCACGAGUGAUCGAUAAAGAGGGUGUGUAUGAAAUCAGCCUGUCACCCACAGGCAUGUCUAGGGUGUGUUUGUAUCCUGGCUUUGUUGACUUAAAAGAAGCCAACUGGGUAUUGGAACAGCUUUGUCGGGAUGUUCCCUGGAAACAGAGGACCGGCAUCAGAGAGGAUGUAACUUACCAGCAACCAAGACUUACAGCAUGGUAUGGAGAACUUCCUUACACUUAUUCAAGAAUCACUAUGGAACCAAAUCCUCACUGGCAUCCGGUGCUGCUCACACUAAAGAACCAAAUUGAAGCGAACACGGGCCACACCUUCAACUCCCUGCUUUGCAAUCUGUACCGGAAUGAGAAGGACAGCGUGGACUGGCAUAGCGAUGACGAGCCCUCGCUGGGAAGGUGCCCCAUCAUCGCUUCACUCAGUUUUGGUGCCACACGCAUCUUUGAGAUGAGGAAGAAGCCCCCACCAGAGGAGAAUGGAGACUACACGUAUGUGGACAGAGUAAAGAUCCCCUUGGAUCACGGGACCUUGUUAAUCAUGGAAGGAGCCACACAAGCUGACUGGCAGCAUCGAGUGCCCAAAGAGUACCACUCUAGAGAACCACGAAUAAACCUGACCUUUCGGACAGUUUAUCCAGACCCUCGAGGGGCGGGGCGCACUGCUGAUGUGAGAUCUUUGAGACAGAAGCCAUGCUGAGACUGAGCAGACCUUCCACCAUGAAGAAACUUCCAGAAGCUGCCCAGCUACUCUUGUGGUGUGGCUGUUCGGAAGAUGAAGAUGGUGUUUACUUCCCAGCUUGAAGUCCUGUUAAAUGGCAGCCAGCAGUUCAUGUUUAUAAUAUGGUGACUGAGGGAGCAGUAAUCCCUAACCACACUUCGGAAUCACAUAUUUUCUUUAGGCAAAUUAAAAACUGCUGUGGCUGUGCUCACAGAUGGUUUUGUCCAUAAGCAGUUUUUUCCUGCCCUCUUCCGCUUCAUUUGAAGAAAUAUGAAUGGACUUUGCCUUCAGGGUAAAUCUGCACAUGUUUGUUCCCUGUGACUUUAGCAAAGUGGAGAUACAAAUAUGCGUCAGUGACU